UUUGAUGAGUUUUGAUAAAUAUACGUAUAGUUAAUUUGAUUUGGGGUGGAGGGCAUUAAGGUCAAUUGGGAUUAUGCAGGUCUAGAGAUUCAGCAGAGGGAUGAUCCUAGUUAGGAAAGAGAACCCCAGGGUUCUUUGGAAACAUACCCAAAUAGGGAUGAGUGGAAACACGAAGCGCCAACCUGAUUGGUCCUGGGGUCUCAAUGCACCAGGAUCUAGGCCUCCGGAUGUCUGGCAACUUCCUGGCACUUGUUGGCCCUCCUGUGGGAGUGAGCUAACUCCUUUUCAUACCAAUCCAGGACUGAGUUUUCCAUCUCCUCUGCCCUGCAACUCUCCUGCCUCAUCCACCCCUCCAGCCCCGCCCACCAGUGGCGGUGGUGGGGCGUUCCAGCCUGCUACAGCGCAGCUUCACCUCUGCCAUUCUCCAGCCUUAGUUAGAAACCGGUUUCGGGUUUGCAGCAGUACUGAGGGCGGGAAAAAGUAAAAGUGCUGUACCAGGUGUUGGCGUCAGGAAUUCCCCUUUGAGUCCGCCUUCCUCUGUCUCCAGGGGCUUUUGGCCUUCGAGGCGUGAAAGCGGAGAUCGCCUGGCAACCAGGCCGUCUCUCCCGCCCCUCUGCGCCUAAAAGCCUCUAGAGAGGUUGCAGGUUCAUCUUCACUUAGAGACGGCAACGCCGAGUUCAGGUUGGCAGGAGGCGGGGGACUAAGACAGGACUGGAGAUUAUACGUGAAGGGUCUGAAUGUGGUUUCAGACUUUCUCCCCGGAACUGGGAGCUCCCUUACCGAAAGCCCCAUGAAGUGCACGCCAAUUCAAAAAAUCGCUGGGUCCGCCUAGACAUCCCGGGGGAAACUGAAGCACCGCCCACGCGGCUAGCAAACCUCAGGAGUGGAGCUGGCUGUGGGUGGAGCCGGGGGUGGGCUCCUGGUGGGAGGCGGGGCCAACCGGGGCUACCGGCUGUGCAAGUCUAGCCCUGCACAGCUAAGGUUGUGGUGGCACUCGACCGUGGCUUGGGUUCUGCUUGCGCUCGACCUCGCGGCCAUGGAGGGACCCCAGGAGUUUCUGAGUGGAAAGUGCCGGCUCAGCUUCAACCCCUCUGCCCGGACCAGUCUCCUGAUGCUCAGGCUCAACGACGCGGCGCUGCGGGCGCUGCAAGAGUGUCAGCGGCAACAGGUUCCACCCGUGAUCGCUUUCCAAGGCAACCGAGGGUAUCUGAGGCUCCCAGGCCCUGGAUGGUCCUGCCUCUUCUCCUUCAUAGUGUCCCAGUGUGGCCAGGAGGGCCCUGGUGGUGGUUUGGACCUUGUGUGCCAACGUUUAGGCAGAUCUGGGCCUAACCGCCUCCACUGCUUGGGCCCACUCAGGGAGCGCCUCACUAUUUGGGCAGCCAUGGAUUCUAUCCCAGCCCCAUCUUCAGUUCAGGGUCACAAUCUGACUGAAGAUGCCAGAGAUCCUGAGGAUUGGCAGAACAUGGGAGACUAUUCUGAAGGAGAUGCUGUUUCGCAGCCACAAAUGACACUAGAAGAGGUUCCAGAUCCACUGGCAAGCAGCCAAGGACAGUUACUCCCAGGAUCCUCAAGGGAACACACGGCUCGGUGGGAAGUGAGGAACCAGAGCCAUCGUCCAAACAGAGUGCCUGAUCAGGCACUGCCUUCCUCUGCUGGCCAGAAACAUCUGGGCAAGAAACGUCCAGCACCUGCAGCCACUAAAGAACUCAAAGAAAAGAGGCUCAGAACUCUGCCUCUAGCUCCAAGUUCUCUACAAGGGCUGCCCAGUCAGGACCUACAAGAGGGAGAAGAUUGGGAGCAAGAAGAUAAACAUGAAGAUAUGGACCCCAAGCUGGAGCAUAGCCCCUCAGUUCAAGCAGACUCUGAAUCCCCAAGCCCUGAAGAGGUACCAGAUUACCUCCUGCAAUAUGGAGCCAUCCACAGUGCAGAGCAGCAACGUGCUUAUGAGCAGGACUUUGAGGCAGAUUAUGCUGAAUACCGCAUCCUGCAUGCUCGAUUUGGGGCUGCAAGCCAAAAAUUCAUAGACCUGGGAGCAGAGAUCAAGAGAGUUCAGCGAGGAACUCCAGAACACAAGGUGCUGGAAGAAAAGAUAGUCCAGGAAUAUAAAAAGUUCAGGAAGCGGUACCCAGGUUACAAGGAAGAAAAGCGUCGCUGUGAGUACCUGCAUCAGAAAUUGUCCCACAUUAAAGGUCUCAUCCUGGAGUUUGAGGAAAAGAACAGGUGCAGCUGAAGCAGUCAGAGGGCUUUUGACCCUCUGCCCCGUGAGAUAUGAAGGAACAAAGCAGCUAUAAACUAAAUAGAGUGCAAUUGUCUGCUCUUCUUACUGCUGAGUCCAUGGUGGCAAGGAGAGCUGCUCUAGGCUAAGGUUUGAUUUUCAUUGUUGCCAUGUUAAUUUUUAGGGGUUGGGCACAGUGCCAACACUCCACAGCUGUGCCCAGCAGACUAGGAAAAGCAGUAGAGGCUUGGCUUCUUCACCUUUAGUUCAGCCAAGUCAUUUUCAAAUCCUGAGAAAUGACACCAUUUCCAGGACAAUAUACCUUGAGGGCAUUAAAAUUUAGCCUAACAGCCUCCCUUAAAGAAACAAUGAGAUCUUUUGGGAACAGAGCUAAAGGAACUUUAAUACACCUGGAUAUAAUGGGAAAGGGCUUGGGUCUUACCCAUGUACUGUAAGUGAAUUCUUUUACAAACAUGGCUAAAAACUUAAAACUGUUUCUGUGUCCUUUGUAAGUUGAUAAUGGUUUCCUUAAACCUUCUAAGGCAGUGGUUCUUACUCCUGGCUAUAUAUCUGAACCACUUCUGGGCUCUAAAAAAUUGGAUCCCCAGAUCCCAGCCCAGGUCUUGUGACUUAGAACCUCCAAGAUCAUGGUUAGGCAUCUUUACUUUUUAAAAGCACUAUGGAUGAUCCUGAUACAUACUGUGCUAUUGUACAAGGCUCUACCAAAUCCAUUUUAUAA
Messenger RNA from Hipposideros armiger (great roundleaf bat), 2954 nucleotides. It is a transcript of the gene ELL3, whose product is annotated as elongation factor for RNA polymerase II 3. Gene Ontology annotation, molecular function: cis-regulatory region sequence-specific DNA binding. NCBI's taxonomy places the organism in Eukaryota, Metazoa, Chordata, Mammalia, Chiroptera, Hipposideridae. Gene Ontology annotation, biological process: transcription elongation by RNA polymerase II; snRNA transcription by RNA polymerase II; positive regulation of transcription elongation by RNA polymerase II. The transcript is spliced from 11 exons. Gene Ontology annotation, cellular component: transcription elongation factor complex. Bases 1037 to 2230 code for a protein of 397 amino acids. The record is from RefSeq and is a predicted model, not a curated record.